AUGGCAGAGGAUAUGGAUUCUGAUACAUGCGUCGGAUUCAAACGAACAAUCGAAGAGAUCCAAGAAACCCCAACUCUCACACAACGCUCUAACUCUCCAUCUGCUGCAAUUCCAGAACAAGGUAGCCACUCGUCUGAGAUCGUUUCUCCGCUGAAACAAGACUCACAUUUCACCGACAAGAGUCCUCCUUGUUCGGUCUCCGAUUCCUCUAAGAAGGUCAAGCUUUCACCUCACGGCCAAGUCUCUGAAACCCAUCUUGAAGAAAUUCAAGAAAUGCCCAAUUAUGUGAGUGGAAAGGCCGAAGCUUGCGGUUUAAUUUCUGGCCUAACUGUGUCUGAUGGAGUUGCUCAAGAUUUUAUGGAAAUUUGUGAAAUGGGUCUUGUUUCUGAUAGCGAAUUUGUGAAAACUGAGACUGAACAGACCCCGGAUGAUGAGAAAGAAAGGGUUGUUUCGGAUUUGGUUGACAAGAAAGGUGAAGGUUCUGUGAUAAGUGAAGUGGGUUUUGUUGAUAUCGAAAAGUUAAUGCAAGAGACGAAGUCUGUUACUGAAUUGGACUGCAAGGAAGGUGUGGAUGCUUCUCUGUCUACUUCUGUUGAAAACAAAGUGGUUUUUGUUGGAAAAGAAGCGGAAUCUCAGAGUUCCUUGGAACUGAAAAAGAAGCAAUUACUGGAGGAAGUUGAAGCCAUUCUUGUGCCUGCAGAAAAGACCCUUGUGCAAAGUGGUGCUGAUGGGUCUCUCAGUUCUUUCAAGAUUGAAGUAAUUGAUGAUACUGCAAUGAUAUCAUUGCUUGGCAAUGGCUAUGGAAAGGAGUUGGGUUUUCUGGGUCCUGCUAAAUGUGUUGCACAGGGGAAUGGAAACAAGAACGCAAAAAAAGAAAUGAAUGGGAAAGAAAAGGCAAGAACCUCAGGAAGAAAGGAAAAAGUGGCUAAUCAUCUGGUUGAAGCUCAUAGCGUGAGUUUAAGGAAAGGGAAAGGAACCAAGAUCUUUUACUCGAGGAUGGAGUUGGAGGCCAUGAGGUAUGUGAACGUGGUUGAACAAAAGAAACUGUGGAAAGAUAUAUACCGUGGACUUGGGCCAGUCGUGGCCAAGGAGUAUGAAAAUCUGGCAAGUGUUAAGCAUCAGAAGAACAUCCACAAUAACUUUGAACCUCACAAACGCUUUGAGAAGAUGGAAGUGCCACCUGGUAUUCUUGGGGAAGCAUUUUCAGAAAAUGUGGAUAUUGAAUUAGAAAAGUUGGUGAAUAAUCAAACCCAAGAUGCAAGUCCCCUGGACCCUUUUUGCAGUUACAGUGCCACUGAUGAAAAUGGCUACCCAUUUCCAGUAAAAGAGUGUAGUGAAGAUGAUGACAGUGAUGCAGAUUAUGCUAGCAUUCAGAGACCUGCCUUUGUGGUUGAAGGAGAACCCAACUUUGAUUCUGGUUCACCAGAAGAUGGACUUGAAUAUCUUAGGCGUGUCAGGUGGGAAGCUGCUCGAAUUCCAAAAGUGAGAAUAGCCAAGCUUGAUAGAGGUAAAUUUAACAUAGAGCAGAGUGAUUAUAUGCCCAAGAUUCCUGAGAUUGCCAAGUGUCCAGAACAAUUGCUGCCACUGAAACAGUGGGAGGAUGCUUUUCUUGCUGAAUUUUCAGAGCUAAGGCUGGAAAUUGACAUCCACUGGCCUCAUGACUGUUGCUUCCUUGGGAGCUCCAUUGAUCAGCUUUCCUUGUGGACUACUGAAGGCAGUAAUGCCUCUCUGCCUGCUGAGAACUUCAGUCCUAAGUCUCAUGUGAGCCAAAGUUCCAGCGACUCACCUUUGUUGUCGGUGAUCUUGCGAAUGGACUCUGUAGCUCGAGUGUCGAUGUUGAGAAAACGCAUAAAUGUGAUAGAGGCCAUGAGCACUCUGUCAAGGAAUGACUGUCUCUGGAUAUUCUCUGUGUGCAGUAGUUGA
Prunus armeniaca (apricot) is the source of this 1923-nucleotide messenger RNA. Lineage: Eukaryota; Viridiplantae; Streptophyta; Magnoliopsida; Rosales; Rosaceae. The record is from the annotation of a GenBank genome assembly.